Messenger RNA from Acromyrmex echinatior (Panamanian leafcutter ant), 1531 nucleotides. RefSeq lists its product as uncharacterized. NCBI's taxonomy places the organism in Eukaryota, Metazoa, Arthropoda, Insecta, Hymenoptera, Formicidae. The record is from RefSeq and is a predicted model, not a curated record.
AGAAUAUAUUUUUAAAUGAUAUUAGAAGAAGCUUAAAAUGCUAAAUCAAAAAGCAGCUAUAUUACUGUUAAUAAUUCAGAUUCGUAUCUUACAAACAAUUUCACAUGCAGUUAAGUAAUUAAAACAAACUUUAUUUGUAAUCUUUAAUUUAAAUCAUAAUAUCUUGAUCAAAAUUGUAAUAGUUAUUCAGUAUAGAUUGAUGUACGGGAUACCAAAGUCUUUGAAAUUGCGUUGGAUGAUGCAAAUUAUGACGAAGAGAAUGAAAACGAAAUGAUUCAACCAGUGGAUCUUGCGGAUUUGAAAUCUCUUGUAAAAGACGAAAGCAGAUAUGAACCAUUACAUUCUCAUGUAAAAUAUUACAAUGAGCAUAACGCCGAAAGUAAAAACCGGUAUUCAGAUAUAUUUCUGCUGCAACCACGUAUAAAAGAAAUAUUCAAUUUGGAACAAGAAAAUAAACCAUUUAUUGCUGGUUUUAAGCAUAAUUUAGAUAAGAACAAAAGAAAUGUACGGAAUUUUGAGAGAUUACAAAAUUAUAAAAAAGAUACAACAAACGUUGUCACAGGUACUAAUUAAUACGUGUAAUUAAUCACAUCAUAUUAUAUCUAUAUUAUAAUAAAUGAAAAGAGAAGAAAUAAAUAUGCGUUAAAUAAGCUAUUCUUCUGUUGGCAAAUAAAUAGACAAAAGUGUAAAAAGUGUUAGAAUAAAACGCGAAGAGACAACAAAUCAUUAUGGAGUAAUAAACAAAGAGAUGGAUUUUUUCCAAGUUAUAAGAGAUAGGAAUAUUACAACUAGUAAGACAGAAACAACGGAAUAUUUCGUGGUAACGCCAGAGACACAGUAUAACUUGUAUGAAUAUGAUCAAAAAACUGCAAAUGAAGAAAUCAAAAUUACUGUGGAUCAGUUUUUAAUUUCGAAAAGAAGAGUUGCAGAUAAAAAUAAUUCUAAUAAAGAUUCAUACGAUGAAUACAACAAACUUAAAAUGGAAUACGAACAGCAACUGGAAUAUGAUAUAAAGGAAGGAAAAGUACUGAAUUAUAGUAUACAGAAAGAAUCGAAGGAUAUGCCAAAAGGAGUAUUGAAAAGAUUAAUAGAUUUAAAACCAUCGAAGAAUUGUACGAAGGAAGAAAUGAGCCAAAUCGGAAUCAGAGCAAUAGAAUGUCUUUCAUAUGAGUUUCAGCGCACGAAAGACAUAAUGGCCGUGAAGAUGAUUCUUUCGAGAACAUGGUUGGUCCUCCGAGUUUGGUUGUUAAUUUAUAUUUCUGUGGCAAUUCCUUGUUGGUGUCAAAGAGGAUGGUGUUGCUGGUGUUUCCGUUGUAAAUUUUGUUUUCCACGAAAAAGGAUCAUGUUCAUCAAACGAUAUUACGCAAUGAAUCCGCCUGGCAUUUUCGUGAAGGAUUUAAAAAAGGAGAAAGAGUCUAUUAAAUAUGAAGCUACUAAAGAUGAAUACGACACAUACAAGUCUUUCGAAGCUGCAAUAAGAAAUUUAUGAAUAUUAAUACAUUCGUUAUUUGUUAAUCGCAUAUAAUUUAAA